AUGUACCAAAGCCCAGGCGAGAAGCACGGCUUCCAGCCAUCCUAUCAGCCAGUCGAUGCUCAAAACCAGAACGAGCACGAACAAUGGAAACCCAGCUUCUUCGGUGGCGUUCCAUGGCUCGGUACUGCUGGAAUUUUCAUCGCCAUUGCAUCUGCCGUAGGCAGUAUUGCCGCUCUUUAUUCUGCAAACAACAAGGCCGUCGACUCUUGGCCUAGUCAACAUGCACCCAUUCAGCUCACAGUGAUGCUCGCUGUACUCAUCGCUAUAGGCAAUGUCGGCCUUCGCAUCGCUCACAAAGAAGGCACAACCCUUACCUGGUGGAUAAAGAUGUCUAAAGGCGCGACAUUGGCCGACAGCCAUAGGACUUGGGAACACGGAUCCAGCGCUUGGAGCUCAGCUCUAGCAAUCCUUCACUUACAUAUCAGCAAGAUUGGCCUGGUUUCUAUCCUUAUGGCAUUCCAUUUUGCCAAUGGGCCUUUGAUCCAGCGCGCAACCGACGUUACAACAGGAAGUAGUAUAGAGCCUGCAACCUUUCAGGCUCACUUCUCACCAGAUAUGUUCGAACAAGCGACAGGGUACUACCAGACCCGCUCUAGUGUGGCAAGCACUUUGUCAACCGACUUUAUGAAUGUCAUCCUUGCCCACACCAACAGGGAGCCCAUCAAACUCGAUCUGAAGGGCUGCGAUGGCGUUUGCUCGGGUACCCUGAUUGGUGCAGGCUUCGAUUUCGACUGUGUCCAGACAAAUCAGAAUUACUCGGUCGGUCCGGGCUAUGGUAAUCAUGGAACGAUGUGGGAUGUUGGGAGCAUUCAAGUCAACAUCACCGACAAAUGGUAUCCAGAUACGGUGAAUGUCACUACGAAAUACAAGGGUGACGCCGCGAACGUUGGAAACUUGACAGUCACAACCUGUAUACUGCAUAGCGCGAGGGUAAGAUAUCCCUUUACGUAUACCAAUGGUACUGUUGAACUCGAAGCGCCUACUCCAACGACAGAUGGAAUAGCGAAUCGGACUGAGGAGAUGAUAUACCUCGAAACAGAGACGUCUGGUAUGGGAAGAUUUAGCUCGAGGCUUGGAGGCUUUGGUAUCGCUCUAUCUCACAUAUACAACAGCAACGUGCAGCUGUAUUUGACAGGCAUGAUGGCUUUGCAAGGGGAAGGGCUUAUGCAGUAUUCGUGGAUCAGCUCGAAUGAUUCAGCAUUGGGAGAGGUAUAUAUGACUUGGUCUGACCCUACACCAUCGAUCUUGGGAGCAUUCAACGAGAUAGCGUUCCGCACAGCUGCUACUUUCAGCAACUCAUCCUUUGAGCAGACUGUCCAAGGAACUCAGAAGCGCACGUUCAUCAAGUACACCAUCAACACAAACUUCCUCGCCGCUUCGCUGGCUGUUACCUUUGCCAGUGCUCUGGCCAUCGUGCUUCUAUACCACGGCUUCUGGCUUCUCGGUCGACCGGUGACGAUGAGUCCCCUGGAGACAGCCCAUGCAUUCCAGUCCCCUGCCACCGCUGGAGCAGAUGCGGUUGAGGCCGAUGAUCUGGCAAAGGUGUUUGAGAACAACAAGGUUAGAGGAAGAUUGAAAUUCUGCUUUGCCGUCCCUACAUCGCCAGGCACGCCAGAGCCCUCAAAACCCAGGAGGAACCUUUUGGUUUCUCGACAGGUCAACAUGAGUCCCUUCCAACGUCUUCCAAACGAGAUCCUCGACGCGAUAUUCAUCCAUCUGUCGCCGCACGAGGUUUGGAAAACCCAGCAAUCCAGCGCUUCUACUGAACAGGCACUGGAUUCUCAUAUGCGAACACGACCCCACGCCAUCGAUUCCUUGAUGUUAUGGGCUUGUGACACUGGCGACAAUCAAGCGGUUCGCAAGGCUGUGUCCUUGGGAGCGGAUGUCAGUGUUGUGAGGGCUUUACUAAACGAUAGUUCUUAUUCCGAACGCUUGACAAUUUACCGCGCUUCGUAUUACCCAGACACGGUCCGUCUACUCUUAGAUCUUGGCGCGCGCAUUGACACAGAUUUCAAGGCGGCUUCGGACAAAAGGUGGGAACGUUUUCAGAGAGAUCUCGACCCCGAGGUCUACCAACUGUUCUCGGACCGCGGCAUGACUGACCAGUUUGUCGACUUCCAGGCAUGUAUUGAUCACUGUCUUUAUAUGCAGAUCGAUAACAGGUGGUCUGGCACGGAGGACAUUAUUGAAGCGUUGGAAAGAAUCUCUAUAUUACUUGAAUUGGGGGCCAGCUCCGUCGCACUCAUACUGGAUGACGGGAACCCCGUAGGAACGACGCUCUCAUACUUAAUUAAGUCUAUAUACGACUGGGGGAGAUACCCGUCGGAAUGGUGCCUUCCUACCCUCAAGCUUCUCUUGUCCAAACGGCCAGAUCUGAACGCCCCUUCUCUAGAGACGACGCGAAGGUUCCUGGAGCGAAGUUUGCCAGGAGAGCUCGGUGUGCUCAUAUCAUGGCAAUCGUGGGUUUGCCCCAUUGCGGUCGCCGUAGGGUGCAUGGUAGAAUUGGGCACGACAGAGGUCAUGGACAUAUUGCUUGAAGCUGGAGCUAAGCUGAACCUCCCGACACACACUUGCUUUCAGCCUCUUGCUCUAUACGCAUACUUAUCUGAGACCUAUGAUGGCCCAGGAUACAAGUACCUAGAGAGCAAUGGCGCAAGCUUUGAGCCUCUCUGGCACUACGUGGAGGAGUCUGUGGAUGAUGGCGCUUCGAUACCUAUUUUCCAGCUCUGUCAAGAUUUGAGCUACUUCAGCCCAGACUUCUAUGACGCAGCAUUACUUGUCGACGACAAACUAUUCGGUGUGGUAAAACUCUUCACCGAACGGGGUGCUGUUAAGAAUGUCGGAAUUCGAUUUAUCGAGGAUAUUCUUCGACCAAUGGGCGAAGGACCUUAUAAUGCCGAUACACAGUCCACUAUUAUUAAGCGUUCUCACAUUCUUCUGAAAUUGACGCUGCAAGAUGACAAUCUCAACCCAAACAAGCCUGGAGAGAUUUGUGGCCUUUUCUCAGAAAUCGUGGAUCAAGCAAUCAACAACCCAACAGGAACUCAAGUGGUUAACAUCAUUGACCCUAUUAUUGCUGCUAUGCUGUUGCAGAAAGGUGCAAGGCUAGAGACUCGCAGUCGCACGAAAGAAGCCAGAGACCACGUUAUUUCCCAGCUGCAGAGGGACCCCUACAAUAUCAGCUUCGAUAUCUGA
Molecule: messenger RNA, 3195 nt
Organism: Fusarium coffeatum
Lineage: Eukaryota; Fungi; Ascomycota; Sordariomycetes; Hypocreales; Nectriaceae
Exons: 3
Coding region: 1-3195 (1064 amino acids)
Source: RefSeq, a predicted model, not a curated record